Messenger RNA from Heterobasidion irregulare TC 32-1, 582 nucleotides. RefSeq lists its product as uncharacterized. The annotation marks the transcript as partial. The record is from RefSeq and is a predicted model, not a curated record. The transcript has a single exon. NCBI's taxonomy places the organism in Eukaryota, Fungi, Basidiomycota, Agaricomycetes, Russulales, Bondarzewiaceae.
GAGUUUUGGUCCUUGGAUCUCUACAAGUUAGACCCCCAGUACCGGUACAAGGCCGACCGGUGCAUUCUAGCCCUCAAUGGUGACACACUAGAGCUCCAGACCGGUGACUCCUCUGCCAAGGAGUACCGGUCCCUAAACUUGGUUAUCAUUCCCCUUUCUACCUAUUUUUCCAUCCUUGGAUCGGCAAUUGCCCCCAUAACCCCAUCCAUAGGAUCAGUCAUCUCGGGCUUCUGGGCUUACACAGCAUCGCUGAUGCAAUUCGCCUUGGAAUACAACUGGGCCGCAGUGCAUGCCUACCACGCCGACUUCUUUAUAGCUCAGCGACGAGAGAUGCAGACGGGCAACUACAGCAAAUGGGGCUGCAUAGAUCUGGACAUCCAAACCUGCCACUUGUUCAGCCACAACAAAGCAGCGUGCCCCAACGCCCCCGCACCCAGUGGCACAAAGACAAGAAAGGCAGGUGGUGCCGGCUAUUGCAUUAAGUACAAUACUAGACACUGCACAACAAGCCCUUGCCCCUGGGGUCACCUGCACACAUGCUCCACAUGCGGCCAAGGGCACCCGGUAACCAAGCACAAGUAG